Molecule: messenger RNA, 671 nt
Organism: Aspergillus wentii DTO 134E9
Lineage: Eukaryota; Fungi; Ascomycota; Eurotiomycetes; Eurotiales; Aspergillaceae
Product: dynein light chain Tctex-type family protein
Exons: 5
Coding region: 154-582 (142 amino acids)
Biological process (GO): microtubule-based movement
Cellular component (GO): cytoplasm; cytoplasmic dynein complex
Molecular function (GO): dynein intermediate chain binding
Source: RefSeq, a predicted model, not a curated record
GCCAAACACCAGCAAAACACGCCGCUUCGGACUUCAUAUUUGGCUUCCUCGACUGCUGUGCCAACAAUCGCUGGACAAUUCGUCUCUCUGCAUCGCUCGUUUCCUAGUCUAGAAAGUGCAAUUGAAAGUCCUCCUAUCCCUCAAAUAUCUACAAUGGCUGUCGAACCCUCCCCCGCAACUUCUCCCAUUCCCAUUGAGGAGCUUCAGAAGAUCGCCUCCGAGGCCUGCACCACCGCAUUGAAGGACGCGGAGGGAUACGAGCACUCCAAAGUUGGAGAAUGGAACUCUCAGAUCAUUAAUACCAUCCUCAAGGCCCUCAUUUCCGCUACUGCCCCUUCUGAAUCCUCGACAGCUCCCCCGUACCGAUUCACCGUGAACAGCACCAUUGUGCAGCAAGGCCUGAUUGACAAGUCCGCCGCCGCGGACGGUGCAGUCAACAACGCAGGCAAGCGUGGCAUGCACUCCGCCUCCGGGGCCUUCUGGGACGUCAACCGGGAUGGAAUGUGGACAUUCAAGUUCCCCGGGGCCGAGGAGAAGGGACUGGACAUUGUCGUCAGCGUGACAUGGUUCGCCUUGGGUUGAAUUAGAUGAUUUAAAAGAAAACCUCGCAUUUUUAAUUACUUUUUUUCAUUUUUCAUUUUUCACAUUUUUUUGUCGGCAUGUUGAGACCC